This is a messenger RNA of Pecten maximus, 1883 nucleotides long. Its product is annotated as glutathione S-transferase kappa 1-like. Lineage: Eukaryota; Metazoa; Mollusca; Bivalvia; Pectinida; Pectinidae. Gene Ontology annotation, cellular component: mitochondrion; peroxisome. The transcript has 8 exons. Gene Ontology annotation, molecular function: glutathione transferase activity; glutathione peroxidase activity. Bases 18 to 704 code for a protein of 228 amino acids. Gene Ontology annotation, biological process: glutathione metabolic process. The record is from RefSeq and is a predicted model, not a curated record.
UUCACUUCUAUGACAAAAUGGCUGCGUCCACACGAAAGACGGUUGAACUAUUUUACGAUGUUGUAUCGCCAUAUUCCUGGAUAGCUUUUGAGGUGAUGUGUCGAUACAAAACAAAGUGGAAUAUUGACCUGAAGCUAAAACCUUUCUUUCUUGGUGGAAUAAUGGUAGGAUCAGAUAACAAACCUCCCGGUUUAGUCCCAAACAAAGCCAAAUACAUGCUGUCACACGAUCUCUCACGCCUUGGCAGCUACUAUAGUAUUCCUAUAGUCCCACCAGCUAAUCCUGCGGAGGUAAUGUUUGUUAAGGGGACAUUGAUGCCCCAGCGUUUCCUUACUGCAGUCGACAUGCAGAGACCAGAUCUAGUGGAAAACCUAUCCAGACAGUUCUGGAUGAGAGCAUGGAAUAAGGACAAAGGAAUUUCUGACGAGGAAGGCAUAAGAGAGACAUGUAAAGAGAUUGGAUUCCCUAGUGAUCUUAUGGAAGACUGUCUCCAGAAGACCAAGGAUCCGGCGGUGAAGGAUAGACUGAAAAAAUUCACAACUGAGGCUUUGGAUUUAGGGGCUUUUGGAUCUCCUAUCAUUGUUGCCCACGUCAACAACAAACCGGAAAUGAUCUUUGGAUCAGACAGAUUUCCAAUUUUAGCCAAAAUAUUAAAUGAGGAAUGGAUGGGACCUCUUACAGAAAUGGCAAAAGCAAAAUUAUAGUGCGGAUUUUGUAACGUAUGUAGUGUUGCCGUGCGUUGAAAACAAUUGUUUAUUUGAUAUGAAUGUACAGUCAGGGAAAGUGAUUUUGUACUUUACAGUACUGAAUUACUAUUUUGUUAGUGAUAUAAGAUUUAAUUGAAAGGUGAUAUUUUGAUUUUUAGAACCAAUAGUAAUAUCCGGAUACUAUAACAGUCUAUAAAUAAAAUGCAUGUACAAAUUAAAGGAAGAUAAAACGCCAGAGUUCCAUCACUUCCGGAAGCUACAAACUGCAGAUACAUAUAGUUUCGAAUUUUACAGAUGUGCCAGUAGAAUUUUAAUAUGAUUGAAAUUAAUUAGCUGCAGAAUUGAUAAUUUUGUUAGGAUUACAGGUCAAUUCAAUUUACAUUUGUAAAUUCCCGGAGACGGGUUAUGGCCCAAAGGCACUUUACAGACUCGGGGAAAUAACCUAAUCAAAUGUCGUGACUUCCCGUAACUGAUUCUGUUAAUUUGACGCAGAUAUACGUUACAAAUGUGAUUUGUAUCAUGGUAUAAAGUGUUUGAUUAAAUACCCGACAGCACAAUUAAUAGACCAGGGUGUAUUUGAAAAGCUAUGCUUCAAUUAGAAAGCACCAAUAUAUCAAUAUAUUUUAUACCAAGAUAUUUUAUUCCCUUGGACAUAAGGUUUUCAAGAUAAAACUAUAUGUAUCGGUUUUCAAGAUAAAACUAUUUGUAUCGAAAAAAAAUGAAAUCCUGGAGGAUCCAUGUUCAAUCGGAUUUGAAAGCUUUCUCAUUGACGUUUAAAAUAUGAAUAACAUGGCCCACCUGAAUAACAAGUUCCACCUUCAAUAUAUAGGUUACUUAAAGGGACUGUAGCUUGUGAAUGUUUGACAAUUGCCAAGACCUUAUGUAUCCACGAAUACAUUAAUUCCCUAGGAGAUAAAGGUAACUGUAUUAUUUAUUUAUUUUACAACAUUUGCGGAACAAACUAUAUCAAAUUAUAUAAGGUUUGAUUAUGUAUUUCAGCACAGGUAUAAGCACUGAAGUGAGUAUGAUUACAUGCAAGGCAUUUAUUAUGAAUUUUGAUUUUUCGUACGUUGUAUGAAUUAUUGUAACCUUUAUAUUAUAUGGUUGUUAAUUAUAAUAAUCAGUGAUAAACAAUGUUGUGCUAAAUAAUGAAACAAUAAAAUUGUAUUUUGAAUA